Molecule: messenger RNA, 726 nt
Organism: Pochonia chlamydosporia 170
Lineage: Eukaryota; Fungi; Ascomycota; Sordariomycetes; Hypocreales; Clavicipitaceae
Exons: 3
Coding region: 1-726 (241 amino acids)
Biological process (GO): N-terminal protein amino acid methylation
Cellular component (GO): cytoplasm
Molecular function (GO): N-terminal protein N-methyltransferase activity
Source: RefSeq, a predicted model, not a curated record
AUGACAGAACAAAACCAAAGUCCCUCAACCCCUGAUGGGCUAAUCAAUACAUCCAAGGGCAGGGAAUACUGGGAAAACACGGCAGGAGAUGUCGAUGGGAUGCUCGGUGGCAUUCCCACUUGCGGUGGCUUCUCGUCGAUUAGCAAAAUUGACCUUCAAGGCUCACGAGCGUUCUUAGCAAGGUUUGGGAUUGGCACCAAGAAUGACCGUCGCACACUUACCAAUGUGCUUGAAGGUGGCGCAGGGAUUGGAAGAGUGACAGAAGGCUUGCUUCUUCGGGUUUCUGAACAUGUUGACAUCAUUGAGCCCAUUUCAAAAUUCACAAGCUCCUUACAAGACAAACAAGGAGUGCGAGACAUCUUCAACGUUGGAUUAGAAGACUGGCAGCCCAGCAUUGGACAACAGUACGACCUCAUCUGGCUGCAAUGGUGUUUGGGUCAUCUUACGGAUGAGCAGCUCUUGCGAUUUUUAGUCCUCAGCAAGACGGUCCUUAACCCUACUACUGGCUUAAUUGUUGUGAAGGAGAACCUGAGCACCGGAGAGACGGACCUUUUUGACGGCACAGAUAGCACCGUUACAAGGAAAGAUAGCAGCUUCUGUAAAAUUUUUGAAGAGGCGGGUUUAACUAUCGUCAAGACUGAGCUUCAGAGAGGGCUGCCAGAGCGGUCGCCCCGACGGCUACUUCCUGUGAAAAUGUACGCUUUGCGGCCAAAGGAUCAGGAUUGA